Messenger RNA from Dromiciops gliroides (monito del monte), 3802 nucleotides. RefSeq names its product phosphatase and actin regulator 3 (gene PHACTR3). Gene Ontology annotation, molecular function: actin binding. NCBI's taxonomy places the organism in Eukaryota, Metazoa, Chordata, Mammalia, Microbiotheria, Microbiotheriidae. Bases 395 to 2215 code for a protein of 606 amino acids. Gene Ontology annotation, biological process: actin cytoskeleton organization. The record is from RefSeq and is a predicted model, not a curated record. The transcript has 14 exons.
AUUUUAAGAUUAGCUGGCUUAAUGAGACCCCCUCUGCAACUCCAAGACUGAAAUAAAAAUAAAAAAGAAAAGUUUUGUUUUUUUUUUUCCUGGUUCAACUUUUUUUUUUUUAAUAAAAAGGCAAAGGGAAAUUAAAAUGAAUGAAUAAGAAACCAACCCUUUGCUGCUUGAUGGUGGUUUCCUGGAGACUGCUGAGAAGAUGUUUCUGGUUGGAGCUGGCUGAAGCUAUUGUCCGACUGCAUUGAAUCCAAAUCCUGUCUUCCACUCUUCCUCCUUCCAUUUUUCCUUUCCUUUCUUUUUUUCCCCUUUAAAAAAAUCCACCUAUUGUGACCUUGGCCAGCUGGGUUUCUGUGGUUUCAUGUGUGUCCAUUUAGCUUGCCUUUGAGAUCUCCCCAUGGCUGCAUCAGAAGAAGGGACUGGUUGCUUUCUGCCGAGAGGCAGGUCUCAGAGUGACCCCAGCAUCCUCACUGACACCUCUACCGCUGAAGCCGGAGAGAGCCCAGAUGAGAUGGACCAGUCUCCUGCAGUACGUUCCGAAUAUCUGGUCUCAGGGAUUCGCACUCCCCCAGUGAGGAGGAACAGCAAACUGGCCACCUUAGGCAGGAUCUUUAAACCCUGGAAAUGGAGGAAAAAGAAAAAUGAAAAGCUGAAACAGACUUCAUCAGUGCUGGAAAAGAAGAUCGCCACGAGGCAAGGUCGAGAUGAACUCAUUAAAAAGGGUCUGCUGGAGAUGAUGGAGCAAGAUGCUGAAGCCAAAGCAUGCAGUGCUGAUGGUGGCACUAGAGCAACGCAGAGUGAUCCUUCAACCCCCAAAUGCCAGGCCUUUACCUCAGAAGAGAUGCAGCAAGAAAGUUCCAUAGCAGAAGCAGCGGCAGCCACAGAUCAGACCUCACUUGACGAGGAGCUGCACUCAGAGGAGCAAAAAGAAGAUGCAGAGCCCAGCACUGGCACAGAGGCUGAGGAGACUUCUCAGGAAAUAUCUGGAAAAACCAAGCUGCCUUCACCAUCUAGUGAAGAACUAGAGGAUAUCAACCUGUCCUCUGUGGAAGAGUCUGCCCAAGCCUUACCUAUUUCUGAAUCCACAGCCUCUCCCCAUAAACACAUGGAGAGAAACCCAGCCCAGCUCCCCAGCCCCCCACGGCUUCCAGUCCCACCACCGAAGUCAGUCUCCAAUAAAAUCAAUAAAAAUGUAACAGCAGGGAGUGACCCGGAUGAUGUCCCAGUGAAAUCCCCUCCUUCCACAAUCCUGAAGAAUUAUGUUGUUGUUGGUUCCUCUCAAAUCUCAGGACAAGCUACCCUCUUCCAAGCCUCUGGUCAGAAAGUUUCUGAACCCCACCUUAGAGGACAGCAUUCCACACCCACAGGGUCCCCUCAUCUCGCUGCUGUCCAUAGGCCCCUGCCUCCUAGCAGAGUCAUCGAGGAACUCCACCGAGCUCUGGCGACUAAACACCGUCAGGAUAGCUUUCAAGGAAGAGAGAGUAAAGGGUCGCCAAAGAAGCGAGUGGAUGUGCGUCCAUCCAGGACUUCCAGUAUUGAACGAAGCAAAGAGAACGAGAACAUACUGAGCUGUGAUGGGGGUUCAGAGAACAAACGGAACUCAGUUAAAGAGUCUGAUGAAAACAAAGAAAAUAUGAUCAUGAAUUCAGAACUGAAGGACGACACACUUUUAUAUCAGGAUGAAGAAGCUUUGAACGAUUCCAUUAUCUCUGGUACAUUACCAAGAAAAUGUAAGAAAGAGCUUUUGGCAGUGAAGCUAAGAAACAGGCCAAGUAAACAGGAAUUAGAGGACAGGAACAUUUUUCCAAGGAGGACUGAUGAGGAAAGACAGGAAAUCCGGCAGCAGAUUGAAAUGAAACUUUCUAAACGACUGAGCCAAAGACCUGCUGUGGAGGAACUAGAAAGAAGAAAUAUCCUGAAACAAAGAAAUGAUCAGACAGAGCAGGAAGAAAGACGGGAAAUCAAGCAGCGAUUGACAAGAAAGCUGAAUCAGAGACCCACAGUUGAUGAACUACGAGACAGAAAAAUUUUGAUCCGAUUCAGUGAUUAUGUGGAAGUGGCAAAAGCACAGGACUAUGACAGACGAGCAGACAAGCCUUGGACAAGAUUAUCAGCUGCAGAUAAGGCAGCAAUUCGUAAAGAACUAAAUGAAUACAAAAGCAAUGAAAUGGAGGUACAUGCAUCAAGCAAGCAUUUGACAAGAUUCCACAGGCCAUAGAGAUUUUCUUCUGAGAAGAAUUUGUCAAUUUUUGAUACCACCACUGAUCUUUCAUCAGGGAACUUCUCUGAAGUUCUGCUCACAAGAACCUGAUGUUUAUGUGAGCCAAGCAGGACUGCACAGGUGAACUCUGCUGCACUUACCUACCUACAAGAGGAGUCACUGGAGGGUGUUUCACUCUUUGAUGUCCAAAGAGUGGUGACCUGUUGGGGUGGGAAGAUUGGCUGAGGAAAAAGACUGGAGUUAGAAAUACCAGAAGAAAACUGCUGUUCUCCUUUAAUACUUGUUUCAAACUUUACUGCAACGUAGCAGGGAAGAGGAGACGCCGUGCAUGUACAGGCUUUACCAUCCCAAGGCCUCUGACAUCAAGGACGUAUGAUGCACUGUCAUUCAGUAUUACAUUGAUGAGACAUUUUUAUUCUUAUCACAAUUAGUUUGUAAACACUUAAGUUCAUGUUAUACAAGAUGAUUUAAUGUAUUAUAAUUUUCUUUUUUAUAUAACGUCUAACAAGAAUACAGCUGCAACAUUUUGAUUCCUGUUAAUUUGUUCUUUAAUUAAAUGACUACUUAUUGCAGGAAAUUAAAACAGCUUUUAUAUUUUCUUGGGGUUGGACCAGAGAAGAGAGCAGUGAAGUUAGUCACAUUCUACAUUGAGUCAUCAAAGUCUGCAAGUCUAAAAUCAUGAAUGAGAGCUGCAAGAUGUAUUUGUAUGCAGGUUCUUGGGGUUGUUUGGCAGUAAUAUUAUUUUUUUUGCUUUCAUGUAAGUAAGUUCUAAAAGGAUUCUGUGAUUAGCUUUAUCUCAUUAAUUCAUUAAGUUAAACAAAUGCAUUAAAAUUUUCAAUUAACCAAGAAACAAGUAAUGACAUUAGAAAAUACCAAUGAGAAGGAAACUUCAAACUUUUACUGUGAGACUAUUUGCAGAGUCUGGCAAAAACCUUAACCACAUUUUAAUACCAGCCAGUAGUCUCACACAUAAACAAAAGCCUGCUUUGAAUGGAAAAUAAGGAGAGUAAAAAACCUACACUUGCAAGAACAUGAUUUUACUGUUUAUCAGGGCUUUAAAGGGAAGGGUCAAGAUGAGUAAGAAAUUAUUUGAGACAUGAAAAGCAUUAUCCUUAGGUGUUAAACACGAUUCAAAACCCGUCUCAUUGAUGGUAAUCUAAAAAAACCCAAACAAACAAACAACUUAUACAGAGAUAUAGUAUAAUGUAGUGGAAAGAGUGCUGAGUUUGAAGUCAGGGGCCCUGGUUUCAAAUUCCUACUCUGUCACUUACCACCUAUGUGAUUUUGAGUUACACUAAAUGAUCUUCAAAAUUCCUUCCACCUCUAUAUUAAUGACCCCAUGAUUUUAGGAUUUCUUGCCACAUGCUUCUCUCUUUUCUUCUUCUAUGUUCUUUCUCUCUUACUCCUACUAAAUGCCAUUAAGGCUGCCAGUGAUACCUGUAGUCACCACCAGACUUUGGUGGUCGUACUCAGGUCAACAUACCAUUAUGCCAUCUGUUAAGCUGUGUUCACAUAUGAAAAAAACAGAAGCAAUCACUAUUCUGCUGGAUUGGAUCACAACAAUUCAUACCUUGGCACUGUUUU